Messenger RNA from Pyricularia pennisetigena, 789 nucleotides. RefSeq lists its product as uncharacterized. Bases 1 to 789 code for a protein of 262 amino acids. The transcript is spliced from 2 exons. The record is from RefSeq and is a predicted model, not a curated record. NCBI's taxonomy places the organism in Eukaryota, Fungi, Ascomycota, Sordariomycetes, Magnaporthales, Pyriculariaceae.
AUGCCCCCCAUGAAGUCUUAUAUCAAUCCGCUCUCGGUCGUACCUCACACAGGUCGCCAUCGGCUCCCAAUCAUGCCACCAAUUUCCUCCUCAACCUACACAGACGAGCUUCGAUCGCCAGUCUCUCCUGCCUACGACCUCCCUUCCAUGCCACCUCCACCAUUGACGGGAACUACAUCACCCCUCAUGGCCGACGCCUGCGAGGCGGAGUUUGUGGACGGACGGUUGCUGCAAACCCAGCAACAGGGUCUCCACUCCUCGAAAGCCAGCAGCGAGCGUGGAAAAACGCGGCUUCCACCCAACGAUUUCUCCAGUCAUAUUCUAAGAUCGCCUGAAGCUGACGAUCACCCCAAAAGAAUACAAGACUUGGAGAGGCGUAUAGCUUUAAUAGAGGUAAAGCUGGAAAUGUCGACUUUUGCUUCACCAUCCCAGCUCGGUCGAGUAUACGAAUCGCAUAUCGGGAGACAGACAUAUGACCUAGCAUUCCCUCUGUCUCCAUAUGCAAACAGCGAUCAAUCUCUCCGACUUCCGGCCAUCCAUGAAGUCGCACCAGAAAGAGCGAAUCUGCACAUGAGGAAAACUCCGAAUAAGCAUCAGUCUAGACGCUGUAUUGAGGGGCGGAGCAGUAAGAUGCUAAGCUUGUCGGAUAUGUGCACACCACCUGAUGAAUUUCACGCUGCGACAACUCCAAAAGAAACUCGGAUUAAAAAGGAAAUUAGUUGCAAGCCAGCGAAGAUUUGUGUGAAGGAUACUCGCUACACACGAGAUCACCCGAUGGUAGUCGAGUAA